UUUAAGCUUCUACUGGGUUUGUAAAAAGCGGCCGUGCGAUUCAGAGAGUGUGUUUCCGGCUGCGAUUAAUCGAAACCCUCGGAGAAGCUUUUUACACAAUGUCCGGCGAGGAAGACGCCACCGUGAGGGAGCCACUAGAUCUGAUUCGCCUGAGUCUCGACGAGAGAAUCUAUGUCAAGCUCCGCUCUGACCGCGAACUCCGCGGCAAGCUUCACGCGUUUGAUCAGCAUUUGAACAUGAUUCUGGGUGAUGUUGAAGAAGUUAUCACAACUGUAGAAAUCGAUGACGAGACCUACGAAGAGAUCGUCAGGACGAUAAAGCGGAAUAUUCAGUAUCUGUUUGUGAGAGGAGAUGGAGUGAUAUUGGUGUCUCCACCUUUGAGGACAACCUGAGCUUAAAAAAAACUCAGAUCUGAAGCCUAACAUAAGGAAGACUCUUUUAAACAAAAAUCUUUUGUGUCCUCUCUAUGAAGAAGGCCUUUGUGACUAGUGGUGUGUCUUUUAUUCAGUCGUGUGUUGUCUAAAAACUCAAAAAACAUCAAUGUUGCUUUGAUUCCAGAAAAAACUCCUUUGGUUUUUCUA
This is a messenger RNA of Brassica napus (rape), 581 nucleotides long. RefSeq names its product sm-like protein LSM3B. Gene Ontology annotation, molecular function: RNA binding. Bases 99 to 392 code for a protein of 97 amino acids. The record is from RefSeq and is a predicted model, not a curated record. Gene Ontology annotation, cellular component: precatalytic spliceosome; U6 snRNP; U4/U6 x U5 tri-snRNP complex. Gene Ontology annotation, biological process: P-body assembly; mRNA splicing, via spliceosome. The transcript has 3 exons. Lineage: Eukaryota; Viridiplantae; Streptophyta; Magnoliopsida; Brassicales; Brassicaceae.